UUCUGAGAGUUUAUUAAAAAUGGAUUUGCAAAAAAAAGUUAAAAAUUCUAAUAAAGAUAUUAAUUAUGACAGAAUAAUAGAAGUAGUUGAUUUAGAAACUAUACAGAAUCUAAGCAAAGAUAAUCUAUUUCUCAAUGAAUGUAGUGAAAAUAAAAACAUUGUGUUUUUACAUACUAUUACUUCACCAAAGAUCAUAGAAGAAAAAGAUGAUAUAACACAUACUGCAAAGAAAAAUUCAUAUAAAAAUACGGAUUUAACAAAUAAAAAAUGUAUAGUUACUGAUCAGAAUGAUGAUAAUAAUAAUAACGUAAAAAAAAGAAAAUUAAAUAGAAAUUUUGGAAGUAUAUCAUACAAUGAAAAUGUGGAAAACACUUCAAAAUAUCUAAAAGAAGAAAAACAUGAAAUUAAAACUUGUAGAAUCAUUAAUGAAAAAGUUUGUGAUUCUCUCCAGAAUGUACAAUUAUGUGAAUCAACUGUGUCAGAAAUGAAUGGAUCAUUAAUGAAAAAUCAAUUUCUUGUAGAUAAAGAAAAUUUGAAUAAAGAAGAAGCAGAAGAUAGUGAUUGUUUAUCUUUGUUUGCAGAUUCAACUCUCAUGCAAGAGUACAAUACGUAUCUAGAUGAUAAUAGUGAAAAAUCAUUUCAAAUGACUGAUAAUGUAAUUGAAAAUUAUUACAAAAAUACUACAUCUGAUUUUAAUAAAUUUUAUAACAAUAAUGACGAUAAUAACAAUGAAAAUAAUGUUACUUCAGAUCAAAAAUAUAAUACUGUACUCCAAAAAUCUUUACAAAAUCCACAAAUUGCCACAUCGCGCAAUAUCAAUGCAUUUAAAUCUAUUUUUCAUGGCUUUUGUUAUUACACAAUAAUGUAUAACAAAUGUCUUAGAAACGAUUGUCGUUUUAGACAUGACUUUAUACCAACUAUGAUUAAUUGGUAUAGUCAUAAAGAAGAAUAUUUUUUUAAAAUACUAGACGAAUUAGUAUUUAAUAAUUUUACAGAGUUUGUACGAAACUUCUAUUUACAAGCGCUACCUGUUUAUUCUCAAUAUGACAUCCAGUGUAUAUUAAAAAUAUUGAAAAAAUUAUAUAAGUUAAAAGCUGUUAAUGGUGAUACAGUUUUCUAUACUAUUGAUUAUUUGAAACAAAGAUAUUCUAUCAAAGUAAUUACUCAUGAAAUAUCAAUCAUUGUAAACAAUAGCGAUUUUGAAUUCGUAAAUUGUGUUUUAAAACAGUUGUGUUCAAAAGAGUAUAUUAUGUAUGGUGAAUAUUGGAAUACAUUGAAAAAUUUGUUGCUUCGAAUAGAAAAUUUGGAUCCAAAAAUUGUAGAAACUAUUUUACAAGAAUGUAUAAUUACCCGUACACAUAUUGAAGAAGUAAAUUUCAAUAUUAUGCGUAAAUUAACCCAUCAAGUUCGUUGUAAAAUAAAUAACGAUGUACUGUUAUCCUUUAAAAACUUGAUUAAAGAAAAAACUCAAAAGGUAGAUAAAAAUAAGCAAGUGAAAGAUAAUGGUAUUUCUUCACCAGAUUCAUGUUGUAUGAUAAAUGAAUUAGAGAUGGAUGAACGUAUGAAUAUACUUAAUACGACAGAAACAGUUGAGAGAAUAAAUGAAAAUUCAUCUUUUAAACUGCAUUUAAUAGAUAACUUAGCAAAACCGCAAUCUGCCAGAAUAAGAUUUUGGAAAUUCUAUAUAGAUGUUCACAAGCUUCAUGAGGGACUUAAACGUAAUGAUUAUGAUUAUGUUAUGAAUAUUCUUAAUUCAGUGAAGGAAGAACAACAAACUUUCUUUACUCGGGCCACUUACCAAAUUUUAUGCAAUGAAAUAAGAUAUUCCCAUUAUCAUUUCAAGAAGCUCAUUUUACAUUCAGUCAGAACUGGAGUGACUGCUACGUGUUAUCAAAUAUUAUUUGAUACUGUCAAAUAUGCUUUGGUUACUUUAGCUGAGAAAAAUUUGUGGGUAUUAGCAAAUAUAUUACUGGAAGAUAUUAAUAUCACACAAAUGUAUUUCCAUAAGAUUGAUGCUGCAACUAUUAUGCUCAUUGCUGAGAUAUACUUAGCAAAUCAUCUAGCUAUAAAAGCUUUUUUCUUACUUAAACAAACUAAUAUCAUUUACACUGAUCCUCAUAAGUGGAAGGUACAUUAUACUGCAAAAGAUAUAUCUAUUAGAGUACAAAUAAUAACCAUUUUAUUAAAUGCACUCUGUGAAACAUUUUUAGAAUAUGCUUUUUACCUUUUUCAAUUUUUAGUUGUAGAUCAAUAUAGCAAUUUUUACCCAAUAGACAUUACGAAUUUUGUAAAUAAAGCAGUGCCAAUGCUUCUGUCCGAAAAAAAUUAUUUUUUAAUUAUACACAUUGCAAAAUUAAUUAUUAAUUAUAAUUUUAUACCAAAUACUAUUACAUAUCGUGCAUUGAUUGCUACACUAAUUCAUAUUGAUAUGGCUUUAACAAAACGCUUAUACCAAACUGGAAUUGGAUUAGGAAUAUAUUCUAGAAUACAGUUGUGCCCAACAAUACAUCUCAUUAUAAAUACCGAUUGGACAAAAGAAGAAAUGUAUCUUGCAGUACUCGAUUCAAUAGAACAACUUUCAUUACAUAUUGGAUAUGGAAUUGAUCAUAUUAAGCAAAACGAUUUUUCUAUUUAUCUUAAUUUUGAGAAUGUUCCUUUACAUAAGAAAUAUACUCAUAAUAAGAGAAUGUAUCAACAUAAGAUUGCCAAAAGUAAAAUUUUAAUGAAAAAUGUAUUAAAAAAACAAUUUAAUCCACCAAUUUUAAUGGCAAAAAGAAAGACAGAUAAAAUAUGUAAGUUAAAUACUUUAAGUGUCUUAAAUUACUUGAAGCAUAAGGCUAAACAGUGACACUAAACACUAAACAUAAUUUGAUUCUAUAUUUUUGUUUAUAUGAAACGCUUUAUCAAACGGAUAUUUAAUUUAAUCAAAAACAAUAAAAACAAUAUGUUGGAUAAUUUUAGAUUAAUAUUUUUUAGAUUUUUUUCUAAGCUGAUUCGAUAUAGAGGUUAAUUAUUU
Molecule: messenger RNA, 3016 nt
Organism: Frieseomelitta varia
Lineage: Eukaryota; Metazoa; Arthropoda; Insecta; Hymenoptera; Apidae
Product: protein PFF0380w-like
Exons: 9
Coding region: 20-2848 (942 amino acids)
Source: RefSeq, a predicted model, not a curated record